Messenger RNA from Stylonychia lemnae, 1113 nucleotides. NCBI's taxonomy places the organism in Eukaryota, Ciliophora, Spirotrichea, Sporadotrichida, Oxytrichidae. The record is from the annotation of a GenBank genome assembly.
AUGGCAGGCACAGAAAAUACAAACCUUCGAGUAGUUAAUUACUUGGUUUGGCCCAUUUUUUCUUUAUUCUUGGUCCUACAUAUCUUAUCUCUGUUUAGAAAAGAGAACAGAAACCUCUUCAGUAUGACAAUACUCAUCAGCUUGAUAGUGUCAGUUUCAAUUAGAAUUAUCCUUACUAUUGCAUAUCUUUUCGUUUUUGAGAUAUUGGACUUGAAAGGAAACAUUUAUCAGCAAAUAUUCUUUGAGAUUCCUUACUAUUGCUACAUUAUUGUGAGCUAUGCUGUGCUCUUUUGCUGGUAUUUGAGUUUCCCCAUUAAUUUAUUAAAGGGCUUAAAUCUACCUGUACUGGUGGUUGCAAUUACUACUCUAGGUUGUGAUACUAUUUUUGUUAUUAUUGGUGCCAAAGAUCAUUAGCUAGGAUAUAUUUUAUUCUCUAUAUUCUGGGUCUUCUCUUCCAUUCUAUUUCUGUUACAAAUUUUAUUGCUCAUUCUUGAAGUGGUGUUUUAUGUGCUUUUAACAAGAUACUUCCUCAAAAAGACUAAUAAAGCCAGACAGUCCCUCCUCUGGAGAGAAACUGCAGAAAAUAGAGUUGACAUAUGCUCCUACCCUAAGGCUUUUGAUCAGGCCAUAUCAGAUACAUAUUAGAAAAACAAGGUUACGUUCCAUUUGUUCUUUGCUAUCUACAUUUUAUCACUUGCAUUAAGAAUGGGAUUCUACAUUGAUUUGAGAGUUGAGUCUAGCUCCGUUUAAAAUGAUGUUUAUAUCUGGGAAGCAAUAUCACCAGAUGACCACUACUUCUUUUACAUUGACGAGAUAAUUUAAAACAUCAUACUCACUUCUUAUUUUUGCUACACUAAUGGUAUCAAUAAUAAGAUAAACAGAAACAAUGAUUCCUAAUAAAGUCAAUCAUAGCAAGAGGAUAACUAAUUCUAAGAUUUUUCCAAUUAAUAGUAGUAGCAAAGAAAUACAAUUUAUGAAUAGCCAGAAGAUGAAAAUAGUAGCUAUGGUGAGGAGAACAAUUUCGAUCCCAAAUAAAGAAGUCAAUAACUGCUAUCUAUUGAAAGAGGAACUUAUCAAGAAGAGGGUUAUCUCAGGUCAGGUGAUGGUAGCUGA